Molecule: messenger RNA, 1022 nt
Organism: Danio rerio (zebrafish)
Lineage: Eukaryota; Metazoa; Chordata; Actinopteri; Cypriniformes; Danionidae
Source: RefSeq, a predicted model, not a curated record
CGCAGCAAACUCAAUCAGUCAUUCGGGAUGCACAAAGACAUUUUCAUACACACAGAGAAUCAGCUUUCAGAUGUUACUUCACAUUUGAUUUUUGGGACAUGUUAGAGUAGCAUGGCUUGGUUUGAUGUAGCAGCUAAAAAAUUGGGAUUUCCUAGCAUUGAGCUGUUUGUGAAGGCGGGCAGUGAUGGCGAAAGCCUCGGGAACUGUCCGUUCUCUCAGAGACUCUUCAUGAUCCUGUGGCUGAAAGGAGUGAUUUUCAAUGUUACCACUGUAGACCUGAAGAGAAAGCCGGCAGAUUUGCAGGAUCUCGCUCCUGGAACAAACCCGCCUUUCAUGACCUUCAACGGAGAGGUUCUGGUGGACGUCAACAAGAUCGAGGAGUUUCUGGAGGAGCGACUGGGCCCGCCACAAUAUCCAAAAUUAGCAACCAAGCAUCCAGAAUCAAACACCGCAGGAAUAGAUGUGUUUGCCAAGUUUUCUGCCUACAUCAAGAACCCUCGAAAAGAAGCAAAUGAGGGUCUGGAGAAAGCUCUGCUGAAGUCUCUGAAGCGGCUGGACGAGUAUCUGCAGACGCCGCUGCCUGAAGAAAUCGACGCCGACAGUCUGGAGGAUCCUGGAGCUUCAACACGCAGCUUUCUGGAUGGGGACGAGCUCACGCUGGCCGACUGCAACCUGCUGCCCAAACUGCACAUCAUCAAGAUCGUGGCUAGGAAGUACCGAGGCCUGGAGAUUCCUGCAGAGAUGAGCGGGAUUUGGAGAUAUCUGAAUAAAGCCUAUCAGAGAGAGGAGUUCAUCAACACCUGCCCUGCUGACCGAGAGAUCCAGUUCGCUUACCUGGACGUCGCCAAGAAGAUCAAAUAGUUCACGAUAUCCAGACAAACAACUGCUGCUAGAUCACAGUCUGGAUCUGUGUGCGCGUGUGUGUGUGUGUGUGUGUGUUUGUGUGUGUGUGUGUUUGUGUGGGAGGGGGGGUGCUUGUAUGUAUAUGUACGUAUGUAUACUGUUUGUGUGUAUAAAUGUGU